CGGUAUUUGAAUGUUCAAAAUUAUUCACACCCUCUCUCUCUCUUUCUCUCUCUAGUUUCUCUCUCUACUGUGACUUCUUCUCCUUCUUCUCCUUUUUCUUCUGCUCAGCUGAACAAUAAUGCAACCUAGGGUUUCGUAAUCGUAGGUCCCUCUUCUUCUUCGAACCUUCCCAAUCUCACUUUCUUCAAUUUCACUCUUCACUCUCUCUCUCUCUCUUCCUCUGUUCUCGUCUUCUUCCUCUCGAGAAUUUCUCAUUUCAACCGAUUUUCCAAAUUCGAUUCAACUUCAAUUUCAAAUGCAGAAUCGAAAAGGAAGCAAGCAGGUUCGUAGAGACAGGAAGCUUCAGAGGUUUCCUUCUGAGUCUGAUUUUCGCGGUGGUGGAGUUGCAGAUAUAUAUUCGAACUCGUUUCAAUUGGGGUCGAGGUCGAGAUCUUCCACAGAACGGUUCGGAACACCCAUUAAGAAGUUAUUAGCUGCGGAGAUGACUGGUGAAACUGAUUCCAAAAGAAGAGCCCCUGGUGUUGUUGCCAGACUAAUGGGUCUUGAUGGUCCUCCUUUGCAGUUGACUAAGGAACAUAAGGGUUCCUCUGAGAACCAUCUGAAGAGGACAGAACAAGUGGGGAAAACGGGAAGCAGUGCUGAAUUAUAUGAUGGUGGGUCAUCUAGGAGGAGCUCAAAGGAUCAAAUGGAGUGUAAGGAUGUAUAUGAGGUCUCGGAGAUUGCAAAGGUAGAGAGCGGUAGGUUCUCAUCACAGCCAAAGAGGUCUGCAGACUUGAAGAGCACUGAUGCUGAAAUGUCAUUCAGUGACAACAAGUUCAUGGAUGCCAAGCGCUUAGCAACUUAUCAGGAUCUACAGUAUUCGCAGGAUUCCCAUGAUGCACUUGGGAUUCUAGACUCUGACAAUGGUCUUCUGCAUGAAUACUCCAAGCGGCCAGAUUCGUUGUUUAAAAAGCAUCUUGAUAAUCAGCAGGCUUCCCCUCUCCAAUCCAAUUCUGGUCCCAGAGAAGCUAAGAAAUUGUCAGCUAUAGAGAAUUUUGAACUCUGCGACUUCAGCUGGAAGUCAGAUAGGGAGAUGAUAGGGUUGAAUUACAAUAGCUCUCGUGAGAAGCAUCAUGAUGGUUUUACUUGCGGCUUUGAUAGAAGACAUGCGAUGCAUAGUUUACCAAAGUCAUCCAAGCUUCAGUUUAAGGGAAUUGAUGAACCUGUUGCAGCCCCGACAAGGAUUGUUAUUCUAAAGCCUAAUCUCGGAAAAGUGCAGAGGGCUACCAAAAUUGUUUCAACACCUCGUUCUUCUGAUGCUUUUCAGUCACAGUGGGAAAAGCGUGCUGAAUUUCCAGAUGUCAGAUUUAGGGACAUUGAAAUGAGUCAAAAGAAAAGUUUGGGUAGUACUGCCAGGCAUUCAAGGAACAAAUCUUUGGAAUAUAGAAAAGUUGCAAAGGAAAUCACUAGCCAAAUUAAAAAUAAUUUGGAUAAUGGCUCCAUGGUAUUUUCAUCUUCUAGACUUAGAGGAUAUACUUGGGACGAUAGCUCAUGCGAUUUUUCUGGGAUUGAAUCUCCAGAGAAGUCAGAUGUAACAACUGCAACUUUGGGAAAUCCGUCUGAUAAAAGUAAUACUCCCAGGCCAUCUCCCCGUUGUAGUGAAUCAUCUGUGAGUAGAGAGGCGAAGAAGAGACUAUCAGAGAGGUGGAAAAUGUCUCAACAAGGCCGAUCCAUCUGCAGGAGCAGCACACUGGCUGAAAUGCUUGCUGUCCCUGACAAGGAAACAAAAGCAGCUAUUGUUGACAGCAUCUCUAAUGGAAAAAGCUUCCAUGAUAAACUUGCCAGCAAUGGUAAACCUGCUGGGUGGGUUGAGCCAGUCGGUAUCAGCAGCAGAGAUGGUUGGAAGGAUGGGUUUAUUGACAGUUUACCAAGGUCUAAGUCUCUUCCUGCCUCAUCUACUCCAUUUGGAAGUCCAAGAACAUUCUUGCGCCAUGAAGCACUUCGUGAUGAUCGACACAUGACACCAAUAAAAUGGGAAAGGAAGAAGGUGGUGAAAUGUCUUGAUCACAGACAGUGUGUGAAUACCAGACGCUCAAAAUCUGGUCACAAGAAGUCUUGGCCUUCUUAUUCCUCAAACAUAGAAGGUGAUGCGUCGUCUUCACCAGACAUAAGUUCUAUCCACAAUAAAGUGAAGAUCAAUCUUGAAGAGGAUUUGCCCAAGCAAGAAGUUCUAGCCAUUGAAUCAUUUGCUGAGAUACGCAGAGAUACUAGUGCAGUUACUUUUAAUGUUGUGGAUGUGACAAAUGAAAAUGCAGCUGGGUUAUCUGAAUCUUCUGAUAAGGAACUAUCAGUUGGGUCUUCCAGUAGAAAUUCAGCCCCCUUUCAACCACCGGUACCUAGACUAGAAUCUUCAAGCAGCAAAGUUACAAAUCAUCCCAGUCCAGUCUCAGUCCUAGGAUCUUCUCUUACUCAUGAUCUGUCAUCACCUGGUUCUGAAUGUUUUGGAAGUCUGAGUGAUGACUUAAAAGGACUUCGAAUGCAAAUCCAGUUGCUGAAGUCGGAAUCUGGAGACAAUGUGGAAGGAUCCGCGCAUGUUUCAAAUGAUGAAGAUGGUGGGGAAUCAUCUACUGGAAUUUUAGAAGACAAGGGAUUACAUAACUCUGAAGAUAGCUGGGAGUCUUCCUACGUGAUUGAUGUUUUGUCUGAAGCUGGUAUUGACAUAGCUCAGCCUGAAGAAGCAUUUUUGGAAGUUUGGCGUUCUCUGGAAUGCUCUCUGAGUCUUUCAGUGUUUGAUGAACUAGAAAUGAGGUACUCUGAUUGGACCAUUUGCUCAAUGUCUGAAAGGAGAUUGCUUUUUGACCGUAUAAACUCUGCACUUGUCGAUAUACAUGACCAAUUCAUGAGUGGCAGUGUACAGCCAUGGGUAAGCCCCGGAGCCACAAGUUUAUGUUUUAAAUUAAAUGGAACUGGGCUCCUAGACUGUCUGUACAGUAUUCUGGGGGGCCAAGGAAAAUCAAAGGAUAUCCCUCUGGACAAUGCACUGCUGGAUAGCCAGUUGCUGUGGUUCAAAUUAACAGAUGACAUUGAGGACGCAAUAGCUAGGGAAAUUGAGAAAGUGCUGUUCGUUAGCCACUUGCAGUGGUUCAACUUAAGAGAUGCCAUUGAAGAAAUAGUUAAGGAAACUGAGAGCUUGUUAUUAGAUGAUCUAGUGGCAGAGAUAGCCAGUACAUAGCAUAGGCAUUUCAUACCGGAACAUAUUUGUUUGCCUACAACAUAAAUGAAGUUGUGGUUGUUUGGAGAGUCGCUUGCGAGGUGGAUUGUGCGUACCUGGUGGUGGCCCUUGAUGAUGUCGCAGGGGAUAGAUUUUGAGAAAUCAGGUUUCUGUUCCAGCAGGAUUGGAGGGCGUCUGUUCACAAAAUCCAGCAGCAAUGUAAUUCGGAGGCAGAUUGCGUUUCGGUGCUCGCUCCAUGGUUCCAAGAGCUAACUGUUGCGUAGCUUUCUUUUGCGAUGAAAAAUAAAAACAAAUUGUAAAAUGGUAAUUCAUCAGAAAGUGAAUAAAAGGAAACAUUUUUUUCGCUUUAGGUGAAAAUGAGCAUACCAAUCAUUCAAGAGAAAGUGGAAGAAAGCUAUAUUAACAGUGAUAUACUAUGCAUACUGUCUAAAUUCAGACGGGAAAUGUUACUGGCUUCGACUGUUGUCAGCUGUUAAAACUUGGUGGCACUCAUUUCUUUUGGGAACAUAAAUAGGAGCUGUUUAUUUCUGUUCAUAAGUUGAUUGUAACUCUGAGCAUACAUGAGCCAUAUUCCAAAAGAAAUGAAAUGAUUCAAGUCCGAAUAGAAAUAGUGAUUUUACUGGUGGAA
Lotus japonicus is the source of this 3839-nucleotide messenger RNA. RefSeq lists its product as uncharacterized. Bases 296 to 3211 code for a protein of 971 amino acids. The transcript has 5 exons. The record is from RefSeq and is a predicted model, not a curated record. NCBI's taxonomy places the organism in Eukaryota, Viridiplantae, Streptophyta, Magnoliopsida, Fabales, Fabaceae.